AUGACCGAACCUGAUAAAAUGGACGAAUAUAAAACGAAAAUGCCUUACGGCUCUCGUUUUGGCUACAGAACUCCACCGCCGGAAUUCGCGAAGUCUUACGUCGAGCCUCUAUCACCUGUCCUCGGCCCUACAAUGCCUCCCUCUUCUAGGAACGAUGAGCCUCCUUCACAACAAGUACCAAACAAUCUUCCGCCCCCCCCUCCGCCUCCUACAGCGUCUCUUUCUUCCGCCCCUCCUCCUCGACAAUCACUAUUUUCGUCGUUCGCCACGGCUUCGCGCUAUAACAUGGAAAACACUCCCGUGGAUUACGAUCCUAUGCAGAUGUUCGCAGACAUUGCGCUCUCAACUGCUCCUCCAAGCUUUAUAGCUUCACGGUCCCAGUCGGCUUCGCACGCGCCUACGGCAGCACCGCCCUCUAAUUUGCGCUCUUCUUCAAUUACCUCCUCGUCGAACACGAGCGGUGUUCUACCCGCAACAUGGUCUGCCGACGGGUAUCCGAUGCGAAAUGGGAGCUACAAUACUGCUUAUCCCCCGCAGAAUGUCCACGCGAUGAAUAAUGAUAGCUUUCAUACAGCGUAUAUUUUUGAGCGCCGAACAUCCGCUACUCGCUUAGAGCCGCCGAUGAAGUCGCCGGUGAUGGUCAAGACCCCCGCACCCGGAGGCGAUAGCUACCUUCAUUCUGCCCCGCCACUCGGCCGGGCAGCUUCCCCGCGUUCUCAACAGCUAUCAUUCCCUCUGGUCACUGCGGGUUACAGGUCGGAACGUUCAAACAAGGGGCGGGCAAAGAAAGACGCGAAAGAAAAUGCCACACCAAAAGAUACGGGCACCGGAAAGGGUGCGGGGUCAUCGCGUGAGGGCCGCGGAUCGCGUAAUACUUCUUCCCGUGGACGUGGCUCGGCUUCGAAUCGUCAGAACUCUCGCAAGAGUCGUGCUCGUGCUUUGAGUCCUAUUAAAGACAUUGCCGAGACUGAGAAGCCCUCCCAGGCCAAGGCUCAGCUGGUAGAGAGCAAGAUCUCGAAUGUGAUAACUGUCAAUGGUGGGGUUCCUCAAACCUCCCCAAUACGGCAGAACUGCUUGACAACGGCUGCAAUUGAGUCGACGGAUCCACCGAGUCCUUCGCCCGCAUAUUCACCCUUUCCUUCUCGUCCCAAUUCGCCGGUUUAUGAACCUCCAGAAGCAAUCACACUCGAUUCCGAAGAUGUUAUUCAUGUCAAAGAACCAUCUAGCGUUGCUAUUACCGAACAUGUUCCGGUGGUGAAAGAACCUGAGAAUACACCCGAUGCUCAGCUGGCUGCUGAAGACAGUGUAAUGAAGGAUCUGGAAGAGUCUAUUGUAGUAGAAGCUCCAGUUGAUAGAAACAUCAGUGAGGUCCUUGAUAAAGAGUUGGCUUCCAAGUCCACAGAGGAGGAGAAGUCUAUUUUUAGUAAACCAUCACCUGAUAGUGGUGCCAUCGAGCCAAGUCAAGAACAGAUUGAGGCUUCUAAGCAGGAAAUUUCCAUAUCUGAAGAUGUAGAGAUGCAACAAAAUAUUGCUGAAGAGAUGGAAAUAUCAACCCUCAAUGAUAAAAUACCAGCCAUUGAACCAAUUGUAAACGACGCCAUACCUAGCUCGAUUUCUCCAAAUGAAGAAGCCGUAUCAACUGAAGAGAUCGCCGAGAAGGCCAGUGUGGAUAUCCCUACCGUUGAUAUCCAGUCAAUGAAUACCGAGGUAGAAGAGGAGAUUGAAGAAGAAGAUUUUGUUAUCAAAGAGAAUGAAGAUUUUGAAUUCGCUCAAGCUGUUGGUAACGAGCCAAUUUUCGGUCUUGGCGACUCCUUGAAUAAUGGUCUUCCUGUGACUGCAUUCGAUUCUUCCCAAGAAGCUGAACUCGGUGGUUCCACUGCUGCCGGCCCUGGACCAAUUCAGGAAGAGCUUAAGCAGCUUUCCAUCCUAUCACCAUCUGGCGAGUUGUCUCGUGAACCAGGGGAUCCUGAUAACGAGAUAUGUGGAGAAUGCGAUACGAAGUAUCGAGACUCAUUUGACGACACAACAGUAAAGAGAAUCGAUAAGUUCUACUGUGCUCCCUGUGAGCCUAAGUAUGGCAAAUCUACAAUGAAACGUACAUCAACUCGUGCAACAACGGCGAUUGAUUAUAACGCGCUCCAUAACGGAUCUUCUGCUCCAAUCAAAAACCCUAAUGACAGUAAACUCCACCCUUACGUGGCUAUAAUUCGUGAUCGUACGCACACUUUCGCUGCCGAUACACUCCCUCGACUACGGCCUGAACAAGUUACUGUUGAAUUCAUUGACGAUAUGCCAACCGGAUGGAAUCAGCCUUUUGUUGUUCCGGCAACCGAAAAUCCUGCGCCCUGGAUUGAUUUUAGCGAGGACAAUAAGCCGAAAAGUGAGCAGCCACUAAUCGAGCAGUCCUCAAGUCAGCAGCCACCACGUGAGCAAUCACGAAGUGAACAAGAUUAUCUCAAUAUGUCAAUAACUCCCGAGCCUGGCUUCCCUGAUGUUCCAGCUGAGAGCCAUCCUGUGCAACUACCAGCGCCGCCAGCUCCUCCACGCUCUCCAAUCGCGAACCAGGAUCCAAGGGGUAGUAAGAAGGGCAAAGGGAACUCCCCAGAAAUGACUCUUGAGAAUGGCGACUUUGACCAGAAAGAAGUCAAUCGUAUUAAGAAGACUCUAGUCGAAGGCGAGUAUGAUGUCAAGGAACGCCGCGAGGGAGCCGACUGCCUCGACAUGAUCAUUCCCAAGGGCCUGACUGUUCGCAAGGUUGGGGAACUUAUUGGAGCACAGAUGAGAGUUGAGAUGAUCAACGUUCUUCGCCAGUCUACUACAAGGGAUGAUAAGUGGAAUAUGGAGGAACUGGUCAGUUACUUCGAGAGUAAAGAACGUAAUGAUAUCUACAACUGUAUCAGUUGUGAGGUGACAAAUACUCCACUCGGGGAGCAGAUUUCACGGCCGGAGGUUGUCAGGAAGUUAGAUCUUUCCGAUAAAGUCUGGCGUCGAUCAAAUGAUAGCGAUGUGAAGCCGCAUGUGGGGAAAUAUGUUCUCAUGUCCGUUGCAGAUUCUUUUACCGAUUUCCACAUUGAUUUUGCUGGUUCAUCAGUGUUUUACCACAUCUAUGAAGGACAAAAGGUCUUCUUGGUCCUUCCGCCAACCGAAAAGAAUCUAGAGAUUUACGAGCAGUGGUCCAUGAACCCCGAUAUGAACACAACUUUCUUCCCUCGUUUGUGUGACGAUCCGUGCAUGCUUGUCACGCUUAAUAAGGGAGAUACGAUGUUCAUCCCAUCUGGGUGGAUCCACGCUGUGUAUACUCCAAAAGACAGUCUUGUCAUCGGUGGCAACUUCCUCACUCGCAGCCAUUACACUAAACAGAUGGCCGUUCAAAAGAUCGAGGUCGUGACCGAUACCAAACUUAGCCAGCGCUACCCCAAAUACACAACUCUUAUGUGGCACACUUUGUAUUAUUAUCUCACCAAAGAUCCCAUCCCCAUGGAAAUUGACAAGGCCCUCGCACAUGGUCGUGUCCUCAGGCAAAAGGGGGCUCGGGCUCAGAAAGGAAGGCCAGUAUAUACUCGACAAGAGCUCGAAGGCCUUCCCGAUCUCUGCAAUUUCUUGCUUAGAACCGCUUUGAUUUCUUGUGGCUCUAUCAAGACUUCUCUCCGCCCCGGAAGACCAACUUUAACUGCCAGACAAGUCGACGCUGUCAAGCGUGCAAUUCCCGCUCCUUGCAGCGACGAUCCUUUGGAAUGGAUCAAGAGAUUUGGUCGUUGGUGUAUCUGGAAGCGUGUAGCACACAAGAUUGAAGCAAUCGGCGAGAGAGUUCCCGAGUGGGCACAAGGGAAAUGGAUCCCCGAGGAGACGGUGAAGAGAGGCCCAAGCAAAGCAGAAUUAAAGAGACUUGAACGUUUAAAGAUCGAGGAGGCCAGGAGGGCUGAAGCGCCAAGGCGAGAAGGUCUAAGGGUCCGAAUGAGGGCUUCCACUACACCUGGAGAUAGCGAGUCCAGCGGGGAAGCAUCUACAUCUAAAUCACAUGGAAACACCAAAACACCCAAGAAACUCAAGCGCAAGGGUGAAGCCGAUAUUGAGUCUUCAAACAAGAAGAGAGGUCGCCCAAACAAGACGCCCGCUAAGACACCCACCGGGUCCAAGAAAGCCACCACCGAAGACUCCGCCAAGAAACGCAAGACUAAAGGGAAAUCUAGUCACACGGUCGAAGGGGGCGAUGGAGAAGCGUUUACUCUUAAGGAUGGCUCUAUCUAUGUUGCUAAGGAGUCAAACCUUGGACCAGCUAGGGCUGGCUGCCAAAACUGCCGGAUGAAGAAAACCGGGUGCAAGCACAAAGCCGAAAUUGCUGAGCUUGUCGCUUUGUUGGAAGCUAAUGGAGGUGUUAUGCCGACCACAGGCGACUCAGAGAAAGGCAAAAGUAAAGCAACGGUCAAGAAUGAGGUUGAAGAUGAUGCUCCGCGUGAACCAGAGGAGGGGGUCCAGCCUGAAGCUGAAGAUGAAGUCCUUCAUGAGGCUGAAGAUAGGGACCAGCGCGAGGAUGAGGCAGAAGAUGAAGGCGGCGAUGAAUCUGAUGUUGAGGAGGAAAUUGAAAUGGGGAAAGACAAGGGAAAACUUCUGGACCCUUUGAAAUCAAAACCAAUCUCCGACAGGGUUACUCCUACGCCAGGCCCGGAAAACGAGGACGAAAAUGAUUUUGUACAAGAAUCAUCUGGUGUAGGCUCAAGCAAUGGUCAAAAACGGGCUAGAACCGAAGGCGAUGAUCAUGAUAUGGAACUCACCCCGCCUAAGAAAGCCAGGGGUUCCAAAGAUUCUACUGGAGUUUCUGGCCGUCCUGCUGGAUUCCAAGGAAGAAAGCCUUCUUGCGAGGAGUGCAAGGCUCUCAAGACCAAAUGCCAUCAUGAUACUUGGCACCUCGCAAAGGUUAAGACUCCUAGCGCUAAGCCUUCAAGAAGUAGCGCCAGGAGAAACUCUACAAUCAUGCCUGCCAAGGUCACCACACCAGGCACUGCUAGUCGUGCGAGGAGGGAUUCUACCAUCAAUUCUACAAACCUUGGUGUCCCUUCUGCUUCUAAACCUGCCAAGGUUUCCGCAAGAAGAAAGUCUGCGCCUGCUGCCUCGAGAAGGAAGUAUGCUGUUGGAUCUCGUGCAUCCGAUCCUUGGCGCUCACUGGGAGAUGAUUCUGGUCGCCCUUCUAACUUCCUGCCCGGCUCUCAAGGUGAUGAGGCGAUUGUUGAUGAUGAGCAGGAAGAGCUGGAAGAUGUUAUCGUGUGCAAAAAGCCAAUGAUGGUGACGUCGGCAGUCAAAGUUACCGCCUCCGCCAUUGUUAAAAAUGAUACUCCACCUCCAGCGACUCCAACUCUCACUUCAGUCAUCGUUGCCUCAGGACCUCCCUCCACCCCGGCCAAAUCCAUUCCUCCUGUCGCCAUUUCUUCAACCAAUACUUCGCCACUUACCGAGAACGAAUUUGACUUGGACCUUUCCAUUCUAGACGAACAGCUUCCGUAUAAGUCGCGUUCCCGCAGUUCCAACACUCCAGACGAUCCCACCAUAAUGGCGCCGCCUGUCGAUUUUGAUGACGAACCUGUUGCUGCGCCAGUAACUCCCACUCCUGCCGCUGUUACUAUUGAGGUUACCCCGGCUGUCCCUACCGCCAAUGCAACAUCCAAUGCUGUGCCAGCUAAGUACCCGAACCCAGCAUAUAGGGUUCAUAAGCCUAAGGUCACCUAUAACCGAAACAAUAAGAACUACAAGAAAAAGGCAGAUGAGGAGGAGGAUGUCCUUAUGGAAGGUACGGCGGACAUAAAUAGUCCUAAAGUUGUCAAGACCGGACCAUCAAUGUCCCCAGCAGCCGAGAAGAAGCCUAGCAGUGGCACUUCAGUCAACGGAAGUUCUGAGGUUGUUGAAGAUGGUGAUAUCAGUGUAGAGGAGCUUAAGAGACUAGGAACUGCAGCGGAUUUUGGGUUGAGGCGGAGGGCUGGAUCAUAA
Morchella sextelata is the source of this 5979-nucleotide messenger RNA. RefSeq lists its product as uncharacterized. The coding region runs from base 1 to 5979 and encodes 1992 amino acids. Gene Ontology annotation, biological process: protein demethylation; regulation of transcription by RNA polymerase II. Gene Ontology annotation, molecular function: histone demethylase activity; transcription coregulator activity. The record is from RefSeq and is a predicted model, not a curated record. Lineage: Eukaryota; Fungi; Ascomycota; Pezizomycetes; Pezizales; Morchellaceae. The transcript has 10 exons.